CAUCACCUCAUUUCAUUUUAUAAAGAACUCUUAAACCGUCGCCUGAAACUUUACGAAUUAUAGCUUUCCAAAUCUAUAGCUUCACUGGAAGAAUAAACCGAAACUUGAGUCCUGCCAAACUAAAUACAAUCUCAACCUGAACACGUCGGAGUUCUGAAAACUGUCAUUUGUAUCUCACUGAGCCGAACAAGAUGGAUGUCGUUCAAGCCGUCUCCGGCUACAUCUCUAAGAUGGUGUCGGCCGGAGACAGCGCAGCUGGAACUCCGUCGGCAAAGAUGAAGAUACUCCUUUUAGACAAGGACACAGUACCAAUUGUCUCAACCGCAAUCACACAGUCGUCUUUACUCAAUCAUGAAGUCUAUCUCACAGAUCGGUUGGAUAAUCCGAACCGAGAAAAGAUGCGCCAUCUCAGAUGUCUAUGUUUUGUCCGACCAUCUCCAGAAUCUAUCCAGUUCUUGAUAGACGAACUGCGGGAUCCUAAGUAUGGAGAAUAUUAUCUGUACUUCAGCAACGUCGUAAAGAAAUCGUCGUUGGAAAGACUAGCAGAAGCUGACGACCACGAAGUUGUCAAACAAGUUCAAGAACACUUCGCUGAUUAUCUCGUCAUCAACCCCGACCUCUUUUCACUUAAUCUCACAUUACCGCAGCAGAGAAUAUGGAGCGGCAAUCCGGAUAUGUGGAAUCCAGACUCGUUGCAACGGACGACGGAUGGAUUAAUAGCUAUUUUGCUGUCGCUUAAAAAGAAGCCUCUCAUCCGGUAUGAGAGGAACAGCCUGCUUGCCAAAAAGCUAGCUACUGAAGUACGAUACCAUAUGACACAGGAGGAACAGCUAUUCGACUUUCGAAAGGUUGAUACGCCUCCGAUGCUUCUGAUUCUAGACAGGAGAGAAGAUCCUGCCACACCGCUACUCAACCAAUGGACAUAUCAAGCAAUGGUGCAUCAAUUACUGGGAAUUCACAACGGCCGUGUCAAUUUAGACGACGUCCCAGACGUCCGGCCAGAACUCAAAGAAAUCGUCUUAUCGCAAGACCAGGAUCCGUUUUUCAAGAAGAAUAUGUACUUGAAUUUUGGCGAUCUUGGUGGAAAUAUCAAGGAUUACGUGGAGCAAUACCAGUCUAAAACGAAGAACAAUGCGAAUAUCGAAUCGAUAACGGACAUGAAACGAUUCAUCGAGGAGUACCCCGAAUUUAGGAAACUCUCCGGGAAUGUCAGCAAACACGUUACCUUGGUUUCGGAACUCAGUCGGAGGGUAGCUGCUGAGAAUUUGUUGGAGGUCAGCGAGGUCGAGCAGAGCUUGGCCUGUAAUGAUAACCAUGCCACUGAUCUAAGGAAUGUUCAGAAGCUGAUACAGUCCCCAUCAGUCACUGCCGAUAACAAGGUUGGACUCGUAGCUCUGUACGCUCUACGAUACGAGAAGCAUCCAUCAAAUUCCCUAGCCAUGCUAGUGGAUCUAUUGUCUGCUGCAGGCGGUGUUCCUGCGCGACAAGCAGACCUAGUUGCUAAGCUUCUCAUCUACCACCACUCCCUACAGCAAUCCCAAGCAGCGGGCGGCAUCGCGGAUAUCUUCGAGUCCGGCGGCAUCUUUUCCGGGGCGCGGGCUAUUAAGGGGCUCAAAGGCGUCGAAAAUGUCUAUACUCAGCACUCGCCGCACUUGGAAACGACGCUCCAGAACCUAAUCAAGGGCCGGUUACGAGAGCAACAGUAUCCGUUCGUGGACGGCGGCGGCACGACUCGUGACAAGCCGCAGGACAUCGUCGUCUUUAUCAUUGGGGGUGCUACGUACGAAGAGGCUAAGACAAUCGCUACCAUCAACGCCUCGUCUCCCGGUAUCAGGGUCGUGCUUGGCGGUACCAGCAUUCAUAACGCGGCCACGUUUCUCGAAGAGGUCGAUGAUGCUGUGGCUUCGUGGCCGGAACCGCCGCCGGCUACGACGGCGGGUAGGUUGAGGAAGGAGAUUGGAAGGAGGUAGGAAGACGCAUAGAUAGGAUAGGUUGGUCAAUUAAUAGGUGAUUUUGUGGGCAUUGGGAUGUUGCUUUAUGUGAAUCGCUUAUUUAGAUGCCUAGCUCUGUAGGUGAAGUUAAGUGUAUC
Messenger RNA from Annulohypoxylon maeteangense, 2089 nucleotides. RefSeq names its product Sec1-like protein. NCBI's taxonomy places the organism in Eukaryota, Fungi, Ascomycota, Sordariomycetes, Xylariales, Hypoxylaceae. Gene Ontology annotation, biological process: vesicle-mediated transport; intracellular protein transport. Bases 192 to 1970 code for a protein of 592 amino acids. The record is from RefSeq and is a predicted model, not a curated record. The transcript is spliced from 2 exons. Gene Ontology annotation, cellular component: Golgi membrane.